UAGGUCUAACGUUAAUUUUUUAACUGACAGAUCUGCAUAUACUGUUGUAGAAAGUGUAUACAUUUAACGGUUAACCAGUAAAAGUGGUUAUAUAAAUUCUCUCAAUGCACAAUGAUGACAAUUAGAGCAGCAGCAAGUGUUGGAAGAACACAUCUACAGCAGCGUGGAGCUUUGUUGGCUUACUGUAAAAGGAAAACACCAUUGGAAGUUUCUCAUGCACCUCAGAUUUUUGUUCGAAAUUAUUCUGGAUAUAAAACACCAAUUAAUAUUGGCUUCGUUUUCGUUCCACAGCAAGAAGCAUGGGUUGUUGAGAGAAUGGGGAAGUUUAACAGCAUAUUGAAGCCUGGUUUGAAUCUGCUUAUACCAUUACUGGAUCAAGUUAAAUAUGUCCAAGUUCUGAAAGAGCAGGCAAUCAAGAUACCUGAACAAAGUGCUGUGACAAAAGACAAUGUAAAUUUACAUAUUGAUGGCAUCUUAUAUGUGAGAGUGGAUGAUCCAUACAAAGCAAGUUAUGGAAUUGAGGAUCCGGAAUAUGCAGUGACACAACUUGCACAAACCACAAUGAGAUCAGAAAUAGGGAAACUGACGUUGGAUGGAAUAUUUCGAGAGCGAGAAAUACUUAACGUGAAUAUAGUGAAGGCGAUUAACCUCGCAUCGGAAGAGCCAUGGGGAAUCAGUUGUUUAAGAUAUGAAAUCAGGGAUAUACAGGUUCCAACUAGGGUCCAGGAAGCUAUGCAAAUGCAAGUUGAAGCAGAAAGACGGAAAAGAGCAAGCAUUCUAGAAUCUGAAGGUCAGAAAGAGUCUGCUAUCAAUGUGGCAAUGGGUAAUCGGGAAGCACAGAUCUUGGCAUCUGAGUCUGAAAAGAUCGAACGAAUCAAUGAGGCAGAGGGUGAAGCAAAAGCUAUUCUGGCAAAAGCACAAGCAAAAGCCGCUGCGAUCGAAAAGAUAGCAGAAGCACUUUCUUUGCAGAAUGGCUCGCAUGCAGCUGGCCUCACUGUGGCAGAGCAAUACGUGAAUGCAUUUUCAAAUCUUGCCAAGGAAAGCAACACUGUCCUGCUUCCCUCUAACACCGGUGAUGUUACUAGUAUGGUAACUCAGGCAAUGACCAUCUACAGUAAACUAAACAAAACACCAACUACUGAAUCUAUGAUCAAAGAAUCAGAUACAGACAUUUCGUACCAGGAUAUUGAAAAUAGUGAUUUACGAAAUUUUGAAAACACUGACAGUAUACCUGAACAAGAAGGUGAUGAUGACACCAGACCAAGAUAAUGGAUGUUAUAUAAUGUAUUAACCCCAAACUGGUUAUGCGGUUCAAAUUCCUAUUUCUGAACACAUAUAGUAGGCUGUGGAAAGAUGGGAUACCUUUUCAUUCUAUUUUAUCUCUUAUUUGGUAUAGUAAAAAAGGAACAUUAAAGAACUAUAAAACCGUUUUCUCACGACUUCCAUAGACCAUUGUUAUUUCUUUUAAAACACGAUUAGGGUAUUUGGAGAUUCGGUGCUUAAUAUGUCCCAUCUUCCCCACGUUCUAUAUAUUAGUAAUUUGUCUGUAGACCAGUGGAGAGAUUUUUGACGAAAAUCUUUGUUAUUUUACGUUUUUCUGCUGAACUAAAUAUAGAUAUUUGUAAGAGCAAUUUGGCUAAAUUGUUUUAUCCUUCUUUAAUUUUGAACUAGACUAAAUUCGAUUUAAAGUGAUAUUUAUUUGGUUUUGCAUUUCGUCUGACAACUCCUUUGUAACCUUGGGCAUCACGAAUGUUGCUCAAUCUUUAUAGCAAUUAAAAAUUUUAUAUAGGAAAAAAAACAGAACUUUCUUUAUUCGUGCAUAAAAAAUUUUCUUUUAUAUUUGAUCUUUGUUUUACCGGUUAAUAAGGAAUUUUUCAUAUUUAAAAUAACGCAACCCAUCCAA
Molecule: messenger RNA, 1903 nt
Organism: Ciona intestinalis (vase tunicate)
Lineage: Eukaryota; Metazoa; Chordata; Ascidiacea; Phlebobranchia; Cionidae
Source: RefSeq, a predicted model, not a curated record